AAACAGAGGACCGAACCGAAGCGAACGACCCGUAGCUCGGUCUCGGGGUCCGGCUCCAGCCGACCCUUCUUCCUCAAUCCUCGCUACUCGGCGCCGGUGUCUCCUCCCCUUCUCCCUCCCCCCAAAACCCUACCUCCGGCCCUUCCUCCUCCAAAGGCAGGCGAAAAAUUCGCGCGGGCGAUCGGCGAAGGGAUGGCGGCGGCAGAGGGGGAGACGAGCCGGCUGUUCCGCGUCCGGCGGACGGUGAUGCAGAUGCUGCGGGACCGCGGGUACCUGGUGCUGGACGCCGACGUCGACCUGACCAUGGGCGAGUUCGUCGGGCGCUACGGCGACCCCGUGCGCCGCGAGGACCUCGUCAUCAACCGCGCCAAGAAGGACAACCCCGACGACCAGAUCUACGUCUUCUUCCCGAACGAGCCCAAGCCCGGCACGAAGGUGGUCACCAGCUACGCCGAGAAGAUGGCGCAGGAGAACGUCCCCAAUGGCAUACUCGUCGUGCAGCAGGCGCUGACCGCCUUUGCCCGCAACAAACUGGUCGAGACCUCUAAAUUCCGGCUGCAGGUCUUCCAGGAAGGGGAGCUUCUUAUAAACAUUAAGAAUCACGAUCUGGUUCCCGAGCACGUGCUCCUCACACAGGAGCAGAAGAAGACGCUGCUGGAGAAAUACACCGUGAAAGAAACUCAGCUGCCUCGCAUUCAACACUCGGAUCCAAUAGCAAGAUACUAUGGCAUGAGGCGUGGACAAGUCGUGAAGAUCACCAGGCCCAGUGAGACUGCUGGAAAAUAUGUGACAUAUCGAUAUGUUGUCUGAGCUCCACUACAUUCUUGAGGGCCAGAGAUGUUCUGCAAGCACUGCCAGUUAAAAUGCUUCCUCCAAUGCUAGCUCCUCAGUAGUAGACACUUGUUUUCUCGAGGAACGGAAGUACUUUCUGAACCGCCUUAGUGCUCUGUCUUUACAUCUGCUUGUCAAUUUGACAUGACACUGUUAGCUAGCAUCUAGACGUAGAUUUCAGUAGUUUUUCCUUUUCUUUUUCGACACAGCUAAAUAGCUCUUUGCUACCCGAAAUAGUCGGUCUAAUUUGCGGAGUUCAACUUAGUGCCCCUGUAUUUAUCUGAAUGGCAUGAGCAUGCCUUCUGGGACC
This is a messenger RNA of Triticum aestivum (bread wheat), 1141 nucleotides long. Its product is annotated as DNA-directed RNA polymerases II and IV subunit 5A. Gene Ontology annotation, biological process: tRNA transcription by RNA polymerase III; transcription elongation by RNA polymerase I; transcription by RNA polymerase II. The record is from RefSeq and is a predicted model, not a curated record. NCBI's taxonomy places the organism in Eukaryota, Viridiplantae, Streptophyta, Magnoliopsida, Poales, Poaceae. Gene Ontology annotation, cellular component: RNA polymerase III complex; RNA polymerase II, core complex; RNA polymerase I complex. Gene Ontology annotation, molecular function: DNA binding. The transcript has 4 exons. Bases 193 to 810 code for a protein of 205 amino acids.